UGAAAACAACACGUCUUGUCUGUGAUUAUUUUACGCUAUUAUCAAAUGUAAUUUAAUAUCAAUUCAAUAGGUACCUUGUAAACCUAUACAUUUUAUUUUUAGCCGAUUUUAAUAAAAUAAUAUGUUAAAUUAAAUUAUUCGUAUUGAGUAUUUGUGUAUUUGUGCGAUUGUGUUUGUCUGUCUGAUGUGUGUCAUAUAAAACACAAAUCAUAAUAUCGUCAAAUCGUUAUAAUAUAAUUGCAAUUCAUUCGUAUCUCUUUCGGUCAUUUUAUUUUACUUGAACGAUGUGUAAUAAUACCAAAGAAGAAGAUAUUGUUCAAAAAUGGGGCUUGCCAUUGAAAGAACUAUAUACAUUGGCGCUUAAGUUUUUUAAGGAAAAAGAAGGCAAAGCCAUACAUUUUACUUAUGAUGAUAAAUUAAAACUUGUCGCAUAUACACGUCAAGUUAGCCAUGGAAAGUUGGAUGAAUCAAAAUUACCACCAUUAGGUGUGUUUGAUGUUAUUGGAAGAGAUCGAAGAUUAGCAUGGCAAGCACUUGGUGAUAUGUCAACAGAGAACUCCAUGGUUAAUUUUGUUAAAUUGGUGAAUAAAGAAUGUACUUUAUUUAAACAUACUGUUGAAGCUUAUAAAGCUGAUUUGAUUGAACAAAAACGGAUAACAGAUGAAAAUAUGAAAAAAGAACAGGAAGAACUAGAAAAACAACUUGCAUUAAUGGAAUUAAAACAAAAAGAUGAAGAAGAUAGAUGUAGACAAGAAAAUACCAAACAACUCAUUCAAGAAGCUUUAAAUAAACAGACCUAUAGCCAGUUCUUAACAUAUGCUCAAAAUCAAUUUCCAAACAAUCCAGAUGAACAAGCUGUACUUGUAAGGCAAUUACAAGAACAACAUUAUCAUCAGUAUAUGCAACAGUUACAACAAAACUAUGAACCUGGGAAAGAAUUGGAGAUAACCACUAACUCUGUAACUGUUCCUGGAGAUAAAAUUAUUGAACAUGAGAGCAUCUGCAAUGAGCAAUGUGAAAAUGGGCAAUGUCUUUCUGGAGAAUGUUCUGUUCAAACAUUGUUCCCUGCUUCAAUGUGGACAAGAAAAGAUAUUGAUGAAUUUAAAGCUAAUUUACUGCGGGAAGGUGGAGAAGCUGUUAUUAAAGUAAACCACGGAGAAACAGUUACGGUUAGAGUUCCAACAGCUGAAGGCGGCAACUGUGUAUUUUGGGAGUUUGCAACUGAUGGUCAUGACAUAGGUUUUGGUGUUUACUUUGAAUGGGUUAAACCUAGUACUAGUCAAGUUUCAGUGCAUGUAUCUGAGAGUGAAGAUGAUGAUUGUGACGACUUGGAAGACGAUGAUGAUGGUAAUAUCAAUCAAGAUUUACUUCAUGAAUUGGAACAAAAUGGUGUUACAAUUAACGACAUUAAAAAGAGCAAUCAGUUGAAUCGACCGCCAUUGUCAAUAAUAAUACCAGUAUACCGAAGAGAUUGUCACAAGGAAGUAUAUGCUGGAAGUCAUUUAUAUCCUGGGGAAGGAGUUUAUUUACUUAAAUUUGAUAACUCCUAUAGUUUAUGGAGAUCAAAAACAUUGUAUUAUAGAAUAUAUUACUCACAAUAAUAUAUUAAUUUUUGCUCUGUAUAAAAAAUUCCCACCAACCUAUUAGUCAGUUUAAAAUUUAAUAACCUUUAUAUUCGGAUUUUUUUAUCCAAAUGAUGCUUGAAAUAACUUAGCAAAAAUAUACUACAUAUUAAAAUAUGUUUGAAUCAAUAUUCU
Molecule: messenger RNA, 1757 nt
Organism: Myzus persicae (green peach aphid)
Lineage: Eukaryota; Metazoa; Arthropoda; Insecta; Hemiptera; Aphididae
Product: Golgi resident protein GCP60
Exons: 9
Coding region: 285-1601 (438 amino acids)
Cellular component (GO): Golgi membrane
Molecular function (GO): fatty-acyl-CoA binding
Source: RefSeq, a predicted model, not a curated record